UCCAUUACUGUCAAACAAAACAAGAAAUUUUGUCUGACGUUUCUCCCAAAAGAAACACAAGAUCCAUAGAAUUUCCUUAGAAUUUCAUUUCUACCAUUAGACGCUUAAAUCUUAUGUAGCGAAGCCCUUUCGUAUGUUCUGGAUCAUUUCCAGACACCCACACAUAAUUUGCACUGAUUAUAUUUACAUCUUUGUUAGGUGUUUGUUUCCCGAGCAAAAAAUGGCAGGUUCUAGUGACCACCACUAUCGCAACGAUACCAGCAGCGAUACGGAAGAUUACAGCGAAGACAGGAGAAGAAAAGUGUACAAUAAAAAUCGCAUGAGGCAAUUCAUCAAAGUAAUAACAGUGCCAAACAAGGUUUCUCAGAUGGGACCCAGUAGUACUCUGUCACAGUCUUCCCCGUUACAGGCUGGCGCUUGUGCUUUGAAUGAGGACCGAGUUACAUUAGUCGUGGAUAGUACCCGAUUUGUUGUGGAUCCUGCUUUGUUUAUUGCACAUCCUAAUACUAUGUUAGGACGAAUGUUUAGUUCAUCAUUGGAUACUCACCCAAACGACCGGGGGGAAUUCGAGGUGGCCGACGGCAUAUCUGCCUCGGUAUUCCGCGCCAUUUUAGAAUACUACAAAGGCGGAGUGAUUAAGUGUCCCCCAUCUAUAUCGGUACAAGAAUUGAGGGAAGCUUGCGACUACUUACUUGUACCAUUUGAUGCUUCUACUGUUAGAUGCCAAAAUUUAAGAGGUUUAUUACACGAGCUAUCAAACGAAGGGGCUCGUUGCCAAUUCGAGUUAUUCCUAGAAGAACUCAUUUUGCCCCUGAUGGUUAACUCUGCCCAACGUGGAGAUCGAGAAUGUCAUAUAGUGGUUCUCUUGGACGAUGAUACAGUGGACUGGGACGAAGAGUACCCUCCGCAAAUGGGGGAGGAGUAUAGUCAAACGGUUAACAGCACUGCCAUGUACCGAUUUUUUAAAUAUAUCGAAAAUCGUGAUGUGGCCAAGCAAGUUUUAAAAGAUAGAGGACUAAAGAAAAUCAGACUUGGAAUUGAAGGUUAUCCGACUUACAAGGAGAAAGUGAAGAAAAGACCGGGCGGACGCGCCGAAGUUAUUUACAACUACGUGCAGAGACCGUUCAUCCACAUGUCGUGGGAGAAGGAGGAAGCGAAAAGUAGACACGUCGACUUUCAAUGCGUCAAAUCGAAAAGCGUCACCAAUUUGGCCGAAGCGACCGCGGAUCCCGCUUUAGAACUUGACGCGAGAGGUAAUCCAAUUGUAAGCGUCACUAUUGGAGAUGCAGCACCCAACGACAUACAGCCCCUAGAUAACGAAGAGGGGGCAGUAGGCGGAAUUCCCGAUUUGUAUCCUUCAAACAACAUGCUUAACGAUGCACACAACAUUAUUUAAACAUUUUUGUUUUAUUACACGAACGGUAAAGUAAAUUUAAAUGCCCACAAGACUAUUUUAAGUGACCUUUUGUGGUGAAUUUAAGACAAACAGAUUCUAUAUAUUCUGAACCAAUAUUUAAUACUCCCUUAUUGUUAUUAAAUAUAACCCAUAUGGACUGAAAUAUUUGUAAUUCCUUUUGCACAUUAUUAGUUCUAAUUGUAUCAUGCUCACUGCGGAUCUUUUCUAAAUUAGGAUACUAUUAGGUAGAAUUGUUUUUUUUUUACUGAAUUUUCCUAUAAGAAAUACCUCUUCAACUGACUGUUUUUUUUUUUUUUGCUUAAAAUUAUGGCUGUGUUUUAAGUGCUCAAGUUCAGCAUAAUAUUUCAUUUAGGUACAUUCCUUCAUUGAAACCAAACAGUUUCUGGCCAAAAAACAAUGUUCGCUUUAAUAAUUUAUUUAAAAAAAAUUAAACCAUUUAUCGUGUAUCUUUAGGAUUUUCUAUGUAAUUUUUAUUGGGUGUUAUAAGUAAAUAUAUUACUCUGCGUUUAA
Messenger RNA from Anthonomus grandis grandis, 1927 nucleotides. It is a transcript of the gene mri, whose product is annotated as BTB/POZ domain-containing protein 10. The transcript has 6 exons. Bases 134 to 1396 code for a protein of 420 amino acids. Gene Ontology annotation, biological process: positive regulation of phosphorylation. Gene Ontology annotation, cellular component: cytoplasm. NCBI's taxonomy places the organism in Eukaryota, Metazoa, Arthropoda, Insecta, Coleoptera, Curculionidae. Gene Ontology annotation, molecular function: protein binding. The record is from RefSeq and is a predicted model, not a curated record.